AUGGGUGGAGCUCCAUUCCAAAUCGCAAUAGAAACACCAGAGUCUGUGAAAUCUAACUCAAUACAUAGAGUUUCAGUUGGUCAGAAGUCUAUUAACCUAUUUGCACACUCAUAUCUAGGAUAUGGAGUAGAUGAAGGGCUUAGGAAAGUAUCAAGAUCCAUAUCUGCUGUUCUAGAUCAAUCUCAAAUACAAAAUCCUUGUGUUCAAAAUGGAUAUCAUACAAAAAUAGAAUCAAUCGAUGUGGAAGGGACAGGUAACUUCUCUUCAUGCUCAAGAUUGAUUAAUGCCAUGCUUUUGAAAUCAGUUGAAUUCAAUUCUAUAUCAGUACCAAAUUUAGAGUAUAUUGAUAGAUUUGUUGCUAUGUCUUCAAUAUACUAUACAAACAAAUUCUUCAAUUUAUCACGAUCAUCAACACUUAAAGAGCUUAAAACACAAGCUUUAGAUUUUUGCCGGAAAGACUGGUCACUGCUUCCAGAUCACAUCACAAAUAUUAGUUAUUCUCCAACAUACUGCUGGAAAGGUACCUAUCAAUACAAUGUUCUUUCAAAAGGGUAUAAAUUUAAAGAUUCCAACGUUGUAAUCGAUAAAGAAAAUAAAAUCAAUGGCGUUGAUUUGAGUUGGACUGUUGGUUCGAUGCUUAGCGAGAUUACUGAAAUAGAAAUUGAUGAUCAAGAAAAAUUGACAUUUAAAGACUUCUUUAUUGCAGCAUUGUCUGUUGCAAUUUGUUGUAUUUUAUUAUAUAUUGCCGGGUUUAAGCGCUUCAAUUGGCUUUAUAUACGAAAAACCCGCAAAAUGUUAUAA
This is a messenger RNA of Trichomonas vaginalis G3, 801 nucleotides long. RefSeq names its product 8-oxo-dGTP phosphohydrolase protein. Lineage: Eukaryota; Parabasalia; Trichomonadida; Trichomonadidae. The coding region runs from base 1 to 801 and encodes 266 amino acids. The transcript has a single exon. Gene Ontology annotation, cellular component: membrane. Gene Ontology annotation, molecular function: nucleoside diphosphate phosphatase activity. Gene Ontology annotation, biological process: nucleoside diphosphate catabolic process. The record is from RefSeq and is a predicted model, not a curated record.